Molecule: messenger RNA, 8126 nt
Organism: Linum trigynum
Lineage: Eukaryota; Viridiplantae; Streptophyta; Magnoliopsida; Malpighiales; Linaceae
Source: the annotation of a GenBank genome assembly
ACAUAAAGUGUUAAUUCGAGAACGAAAAAAUAAGCACGUGAAAAAUUAGAAGCAAGAAAAAAUAUAAUUGAGAAAAAGAUGUAAAUAUGCGUAGUAAGAAAGUUCUUUUCGUUGCAACUUGCAAGUGUGAUCAAGAUCUAUGAUACACGGAUUUAGCUUCACCUGUCAUUUCCUUAUAUUUAACAUUCUUUACAGUAAGAAUUUAGUCACAUAGAAGGGAUAUAGUUGAUAGAAAUCAGAUUCUAACAUUACAUUAUUGCAUAACUAGCAAUGCUGUUGCUAGUAACUCGUUUUUUAUGGGUACAACCAUUUGUUCAUAUAAAAAAGAAUUUAGCUUUCUCUCAAUUUUUGUCUCCCAAUCUAUCUUCUUAUGGUUAAUCAAAAAAUUUAUAUCUAUUUAUCUCUUGCAAAAAUUCAUUUCAAACCUUAAAAUAUAAUAAUACUAGUGGGUAGAUUGUGUACAAUUCAAGUUAGGUAAAAGAUGACUUCAAUACUUAUAUCCAUGUUAAUUAGAGUAAUUUAGUCUUCCAUACACAUGGCAUGCCUCUAAGGAAAGUAUCGAUUGAUCAAUGAUGAUGAUGAUCAUAGUAAAAUCAUGAGCUCACUCAACCCAAAUCUUGAUUAACAAAAUUAAUUAAUGAUAAAGUUUUCACUAAUUGGAAAUUGAGUUUUUUUUACCACCAAUUGGCAGAGCUUGAGUGGAGGAGAAUAGACCAUAGUAAUGAGUGUAAAAAAGAAUUAUUACUUAUUAUUAUUUUCCUUCCAUCCUACGUCGUGUACAAAGUACAAAUAAACAUGGAGAAAGGUAAAAAUAAAAGUGACACCUAAGAAGAUUUAUUUAUAGCGAAAGGUUAAAAAAGACCCAAUGUGCCGAAACCACGUGGACCUUUGUAAUCAUUUAUGGAGCUCUUUUGGGUUAAUUAUUAGAUUAAUUGGGUAAGAUCAUGCUAAGGAAUAUAAUAAAUAGUAUUUUGGGUAAUAAUUUCGUGUUAUAUUUCUUUCUCAUACUUUAUUCUCCCACAUGGGUUGGGGAUUGUGACCUUGUGGGUAUAGUGGGGGAAUUAGUUCUUUCAUCGAUAAAAUACAAAAACAAUAUAUUAAUUAGUUUAGCUAGCAAACAAUGAAUUUGCUAUUGGUAUUUCACUAAAAAAUGAAAAUGAUUUUGUUUAAUAUUAGGAAUUGGCCUUUUUCGAGAGACAACGACACCUUAAAAAGAGUUAAGUGUGUAAUAAUUACUAUUUUACCUAAUCAUGAAAACCAUGAAAUCAAGAUGGAAAAAAGUGAUGCUUGUAUAGAAAGAAUAAUUUACUGUAAAAAAUAUAUAGAAAGAAUAACCAUAUUUAUAGAAGCAAUAAUCCAACCUUUUCAACUUUACACUCCCCUCGAUUGAUGUAGAGUAGCAUUCCAAACACAAUACAAUAUUUUAGAUGAUUCAUCUCAUAUAAAAUUUAAUACUUCGAAAUAACAUUUAUUCGUUAAGAUUAUGGUUUCUAAUGACAUAAUUUCAGUCAUUUGCUAAUUUUUAUUACGGUAACAUACAUGACAAUUGAAUAAUCCAUAAGCAACAAAACAACCUCGUGACUAUGAAUCCCUUCUCCCAAUGCGAGCUUGAGAUAUCGGUAUCUUGUACAUGACUUAGCUCCUUGUCGUUGAUACACCCCCUUCAAACUUCAUCUUGAACAAACAUAUCGCUAUUAUCCCAAAAGCUCUUAUGUUGAUGAUGGUCGAAGCAGCCCCCAAAGGACAGCUAUAAUGCAGCAAUAGAUACAACAAUCUCUCCACAUAACAGAAAGAGAACAAUGCGAAUCACAACACAUUUUUUGUAUUCCUUUAUCAUCAAACUACGUAAAUAAAUCCUAUGAACUCAUAACAAAACUAAUCUUAAUUUCACUAGUCAUGAAAAUGAGAAGAAAAAUAACAAGAAUUCACGAUCCACCAUGUCGUCCAAACAAAACAAAACCAGAUUACAUUCUUAGAUCAAGAUCUCAAAUUUAAAUCUACCCUCCCCAUUUCAUGGAUCCAUAAAUGUUUUUAUUUAUUUUUAAUAAGAGUCAACACCCCCUAGCUAGUAGUAAUUAUUGUUCCUUCCAAUUCAUUUAUUGUAUCCAUAUAACCAUGAAAUGAAUGAACAAGGGCAACAACCAAGAUCCCUUUUUGUGGUCUUGUUUUUUGUUUUCUUAUUUCGAAGUGGGUAUCAAUUAUUGGCAUUUUGGUUCUUGGUGCCACCACCACUAUUUUCACAUAAACAUGGGGCACCGACACUUUCUUAUACCACGGAUUCAAAGGAAUGCCUCAAAAAAUUAUUUAAUUACCAUAAAAAUUUGGAAAUUAGGAAUGGCAAGAGAGAGAGAGGAGAGAGAGAGAGUUGGAGACAGGACACAGCCCAACAGCUGUUGCGGCAGACACUGAGAAGAGAGAGAGAGAGAGGGCCACCGUCACAUUCUCGGACCCACAUCUUUAUUGUGUUUUGUUUUUUCAUUUUUCAUUUCCACCCACUCUCUAAUGAAUUAAUUUAAUCAUAAUUAAUUAACGUAGUUAAUUUAUGUAUAACUCAUGAAACUUAUCGAGUAUAGAAUUAACUUUCAAGUUAUAAGAACACAUAGUAUAAAAUGGUUGACCAACGUCAUUUCACCUACGAAGAUAUGCAGUCGAGAUGUUCAUUUCGUCACAUAUAAAGUUGUAAUUUGAAUCGUUGGAAUGUAGAAUUCGUGUUACACACAACUUAUCAAUGAGUUUUUUUUUGCAUUCAUCUUUGCUGAACUAUUAUGGUUAAUUUAAUUUGUCAAGUUGGGUUUUUAAUAAUUGAAUAUAAAAAUUUGUGGGAAAUUCUAAAGAGUUGCCUUUUUUUUUUCUCUUUAAUUUUCUGUUUGGCGUUCAGUAGCUCUAAUUACUUGUACACUGCUAGUACCUAUCUGGAUCUACCUGUCUCUCUUCUCUGCCUCUCCCCACUUCUUCUUCUUCUCCUCUUCCUCCCCCUCUCUCUCACAAACCCACACACACGCUUUCUCUCUCUCUCAAUCUCCCAUCUUCCAUCUCUCAGUUGGAGAGAAAGAGAGCGACUUUGGGGUUUCGGCCUUACUGUCUGUCUCUCUGUGGACUCGGGGGAACUAAAACCGGGCGAAAACCCGAUUCAAUUAGCGGGAGUGCUCUUUCUAGCUAAUGUGGGUUUGGGAGUUUGAGAUGCAAAGUUCGAAGCUUUUCACUUGCAGCGAGUUGACUCACCGGCGGUCGACCUAAUCGGUGGAAUUUGUUUCCUUUCCCGUAACGGAUUUUGUUCGGAUUCGGGAAGGAGUUGAAGGUUAACCCAAAUGAACACUGGAGGGCGGCUGAUUGCUGGUUCUCACAACAGGAAUGAGUUCGUCCUCAUUAAUGCAGAUGAGAAUGCCAGAAUUCGAUCCGUGCAAGAAUUGAGCGGGCAGGUGUGCCAGAUAUGUGGUGAUGAGAUUGAGAUCACUGUGGAUGGGGAGCCAUUUGUUGCUUGCAAUGAAUGUGCUUUCCCUGUCUGCAGGCCUUGCUACGAAUAUGAAAGAAGAGAGGGGACUCAGGCUUGCCCUCAGUGCAGAACGAGAUACAAACGUCUUAAGGGUAGUCCCAGGGUGGAAGGGGAUGAGGAAGAAGAUGACAUUGAUGAUUUGGAACACGAGUUUGAUUUUGAAGGGUUGAGCCCUGAACAAGUUGCGGAGUUAAUGCUUGCUGCACGUCUCAACACUGGUCGUGGAUCACAUCUUAAUGGCAAUGGCAUUCCCACGGAUUUCGAUUCUUCACCCCCUGGUGCUAAAGUUCCUCUCUUGACCUAUGGAGAGGAGGAUGCUGAUAUUUCUUCCGAUAGACAUGCUCUUAUAGUUCCUCCGCACAUGGGUCAUCAUGCCAACCGAGUCCAUCCAGUGCCUUACACCGAUCCAUCUAUUCCUCUGCAACCGAGACCCAUGGUUCCUCAGAAGGAUACAGCAGUCUAUGGUUAUGGAAGUGUAGCAUGGAAGGACAGAAUGGAGGAAUGGAAGAGAAGGCAAAGUGAUAAACUUCAGGUGGUCAAGCAUGAAGGAGAAAAUGACGGGGGAAGCUUUGAUGGGAAUGAACUCGAUGAUCCUGAUUUGCCAAUGAUGGAUGAAGGCAGGCAGCCUCUCUCGAGGAAGCUACCAAUUCCUUCUAGCAAGAUAAGUCCGUAUCGUCUGGUCAUCAUUGUGCGACUCGCCGUUGUGGGCUUGUUCUUCCACUACCGUAUUCUCCAUCCGGUCAAGGAUGCCUAUGCUUUAUGGCUGACAUCAGUUAUUUGUGAGAUAUGGUUUGCUGUUUCGUGGAUUCUCGACCAGUUCCCCAAAUGGUGCCCUAUAGAACGAGAAACAUAUCUCGAUAGACUCUCACUUAGAUACGAGAAGGAAGGCAAACCAUCAGAGUUAGCCAGUGUAGAUGUCUUUGUCAGUACAGUGGACCCCCUGAAAGAACCUCCACUCAUCACUGCAAACACAGUUCUCUCUAUUCUCGCGGUUGACUACCCUGUUGAAAAAGUUGCAUGCUAUGUUUCUGAUGAUGGCGCUGCUAUGCUUACAUUCGAAGCGCUCUCCGAGACAGCUGAAUUUGCGAGGAAGUGGGUUCCUUUCUGUAAGAAGUUCAAUAUCGAGCCUCGAGCUCCCGAGUGGUACUUCUGUCAGAAGAUGGAUUACUUGAAGAACAAAGUUCAUCCGUCUUUUGUUAGGGAAAGGCGUGCUAUGAAGAGAGAUUAUGAAGAAUUUAAGGUUAGGAUAAAUGGGUUGGUUUCAACAGCACUGAAGGUUCCAGAAGAUGGUUGGACGAUGCAAGAUGGAACUCCAUGGCCUGGAAACAGUGUGCGGGACCAUCCUGGCAUGAUUCAGGUAUUCCUUGGCCAAAGUGGUGUUCGUGAUGUUGAAGGAAAUGAGUUACCUCGUUUAGUCUACGUCUCUCGUGAGAAAAGACCUGGGUUUGAACAUCAUAAGAAGGCUGGAGCUAUGAAUGCACUGGUACGAGUCUCAGCAGUUCUGUCGAAUGCUCCCUAUCUUCUGAAUGUCGAUUGUGAUCACUACAUUAACAACAGCAAAGCACUCAGAGAAGCAAUGUGCUUCAUGAUGGACCCUACAUCAGGGAAGAAAGUUUGCUAUGUACAGUUUCCACAAAGGUUCGAUGGCAUUGAUCGUCACGAUCGAUACUCCAAUAGGAAUGUAGUCUUCUUUGAUAUUAACAUGAAAGGUUUAGAUGGUUUACAAGGACCGAUUUAUGUGGGUACCGGGUGUGUUUUCCGGAGACACGCACUAUAUGGAUAUGAUGCACCUGUCACAAAGAAGCCACCUGGAAAAACCUGCAACUGCUGGCCAAAAUGGUGCUGUCUUUUCUGCGGGUCCAGAAAGAAGAAGUCAUUGAAGGCUAAGGACAACAAGAAGUCAAAGAAUAGGGAAACAUCCAAGCAGAUCCAUGCUCUUGAAAAUAUUGAACAAGGAAUAGUAGUAUCAAAACCAGUGAAGUCAACGGAGCAAUCCCAAACUAAAUUAGAGAAGAGGUUCGGACAGUCUCCGGUGUUCAUUGCUGCAACUCUUUUGGAAAAUGGUGGAGUUCCUAGAAAUGCAAGCCCAGCUUCCUUACUCCGGGAGGCGAUCCAAGUCAUCAGUUGUGGGUACGAGGACAAAUCCGACUGGGGGAAAGAAGUCGGUUGGAUUUAUGGUUCAGUUACGGAAGAUAUCUUGACCGGGUUCAAGAUGCAUUGCCACGGGUGGAGAUCGGUCUACUGCAUCCCGAAAAGGCCUGCAUUCAAAGGUUCAGCUCCUAUCAAUCUGUCAGAUCGACUGCAUCAAGUUCUUCGGUGGGCUCUUGGAUCGGUAGAGAUUUUCUUCAGCAAACAUUGUCCAAUUUGGUACGGAUAUGGUGGCGGCCUGAAGUGGUUGGAGCGGUUUUCAUACAUAAACUCUGUUGUUUAUCCAUGGACUUCCCUUCCACUGUUGGUUUACUGUACAUUGCCAGCCAUCUGCCUUCUCACUGGCAAGUUCAUUGUGCCUGAGAUUAGCAACUACGCCAGUAUUGUCUUCAUGGCCCUCUUCAUAUCCAUCGCUGUGACAAGCAUCCUCGAGAUGCAAUGGGGCGGAGUAGGCCUCGAUGAUUUGUGGAGGAACGAGCAGUUUUGGGUGAUUGGAGGUGUCUCCUCUCACCUCUUUGCCCUCUUCCAAGGUCUCCUCAAGGUCUUAGCCGGAGUGAGCACAAACUUUACCGUCACAUCAAAGGCAGCCGACGAUGGAGCAUUCUCUGAGCUCUACAUAUUCAAGUGGACGUCUCUCUUGGUUCCGCCCACAACUCUCCUGAUCAUGAACGUGAUAGGAGUCGUGGUUGGCAUCUCCGAUGCAAUAAACAAUGGUUAUGAUUCAUGGGGCCCUCUCUUUGGUCGGCUGUUCUUUGCCAUAUGGGUGAUUGUACAUCUCUACCCUUUCCUCAAGGGUCUUUUGGGGAAGCAGAACAAGAUGCCGACAAUCAUCCUGGUGUGGUCGAUUCUGUUGUCGUCAAUAUUGACCUUGUUGUGGGUCCGUGUCAACCCAUUCGUGAACCGGGAUGGACCUGUGUUGGAGGUUUGUGGGUUGAACUGCAACUGAUAAGAGUAAAUGGUGUCGUGCAGAUGAAGCAGCUUGGUGAGUGAAAACUACUUUGCUUGAGCUGCAAGGUUGGGGCGUGUUACAAAGUGUUGUGAAUCAAAAAUUUUGGCUGAGGAAGGGAAGGAGGGGAGGAGAAGGGCAGAGUUUGAGUCUUGUUUAGUCUGUGGAGGUGUAGAUAUCUUGUGGGAGUUGGGAAGGAACAUUUGGGUUUUUCUUUCUUACUAUUUAGUUUUUACAUGGGAGGGAAGUUUUAUUUUUCACUCUUUUUUGAAUUAAUUCUUUAAUUUAAUUGCUGGUGAGGUCUAGGGAGAGGGGUCUUUGUCAUAUUGUCAUAAUGGGUUCCUGUUUAUUUGAUGAUUGGUUUCCUGUAUUAUUCAAGAUCAUAAGUUAAUUCCCCCUUUGGUCAAAAUGUCUGGUGGGAAAGGGGGAAUUCCAGAAGUAUAAAGUGUCUGAAAAAAGCAGCAGCUGCAGCAGCUGCAGCAGCAAAAACAUUUCUUGUUCCUCAAGGUUUCUUUUGUAAUCUUACUUUUUAUGUUGGACAGCAGGAAACAGUGUAAUGUACUCUUUCUAUAUCAAUCAGAUUUGCAUAUUGCAGUUCACACUGAGACUUAUGAUAUACUCUUUAUUAAGAUGAUUGUUCUUAGAUCUCGGGAUUCCCGGACACGAACUAUGAAGGAAUCUUUCAGCAUUGUGCAUCUUCUAUUCUUGUUCAGGCUGAUCUGUCUGACCUGUUCUGUGUAUGUCGAUAGAGUAAGUUGCUUUCGAGUCUCGAUGGUUGAGGCGAGCUGCUUACUAGUGAGUAAGUUGCUCACGUUAACGGAGCAUCUACCGAGCGAACUACGAGAUCAGCAUUGCUCGAGGAGAAAAAGAGGGCUCUGUUCUGUCUACUGUGUUAUUUUUCAGAACUUGGUGUUGGUUGGUUAGGGUAGUUUGGUCUGUUGGGUGUCUGCCCUAUUUCAUAUGCUUGAGUAAGCUCAACGAAUGAAUCUUUUGAUUACUACAAAACACAGCAUAAGAGCAUCUAUGGAAGACAUUAUCCUUUUUUGACUCCAUAUUUGGCAGUAACACUCGGUUCCUAUUAGAGUUUAGCUUUUUAUUUUUUUUAUUUUAUAAGAAGAGUUUAGCUUUUGAUACUCUUAUUAGGCUGGUUGUUCUUGAGAGAUCCUAGUAUAGAUCUCUUCUCAUACUAAUCAUCAAAUGAGAAGCCUGGUCUCUUUGGUCAGGAAGGGGAUCCUUGGCCACUAAACAUGGAGAAAGCUUUCCACAUUGCACUUGCACAUCCUGUGUCCCAUUUCGACGAAUUAUUUGCUGAGUAAACUAACGAAAUCGAUCUUAAUGGUAUAGGAUGUAAAAUCUUUUUAAGCAAAAAAUUCUCCACAAAAUAAAGUAACUUUCAACUAUCAAUCAUUUCAUUUUUAUCUUAAGCGGAUAAACUAAUUGAUCUCAUACAAAUAACAUGAUCUACUAAGUAACCUAAUCAAAUCGACAUCAUUGCUAUAAGAUAAAAAGUAUGUUCGAGAACAAAAAUUUAUUACGAAA